Molecule: messenger RNA, 1889 nt
Organism: Saimiri boliviensis boliviensis (Bolivian squirrel monkey)
Lineage: Eukaryota; Metazoa; Chordata; Mammalia; Primates; Cebidae
Gene: SH3GL3
Product: SH3 domain containing GRB2 like 3, endophilin A3
Biological process (GO): endocytosis; synaptic vesicle uncoating
Cellular component (GO): presynapse; glutamatergic synapse; cytoplasm
Molecular function (GO): protein binding
Source: RefSeq, a predicted model, not a curated record
CAAGUCGCCCAGGUCUCCACGCAACAAUGCAGCGUGGGCGGCCCCAGCGGCCUCAUUUGCAUAUCGCCGCGGCUCGGCCAAUGGGCUUCGCAGGGGCUCUGGAACGCAGUGUUGCCAUCGGCGUGCGCGCGUGUGUGCGAGUGUGACAGCGGCUGUGGCUGUGGCCGUGGCCGUGGGAGGCGGGCCCGGCGGAGCCCAGCCGCGCGGGGACCGGCCCGGGCUCCCGCUCCCCAAGCGCAUCGCGGCCGCGUGGCCCGGCAGAGCCCUGAGACCACCCGGCCCCGGCCGGUCGCAGUCGCGAUGUCGGUGGCCGGGCUGAAGAAGCAGUUCCACAAAGCCAGCCAGCUGUUUAGUGAAAAAAUAAGUGGUGCUGAAGGAACUAAACUAGACGACGAGUUUCUUGACAUGGAAAGGAAAAUAGAUGUUACCAAUAAAGCUGUUGCAGAAAUUCUUUCAAAAACCACUGAAUAUCUUCAGCCAAAUCCAGCAUACAGAGCUAAGCUAGGAAUGCUGAACACUGUGUCGAAGAUCCGCGGGCAGGUGAAGACCACGGGAUACCCGCAGACGGAAGGCUUGCUGGGGGACUGUAUGCUGAAAUAUGGGAAGGAGCUCGGGGAAGACUCCACCUUUGGCAAUGCAUUGAUAGAAGUUGGUGAAUCCAUGAAGCUAAUGGCUGAGGUGAAAGACUCUCUUGAUAUUAAUGUAAAGCAAACUUUUAUUGAUCCACUUCAGUUACUACAAGAUAAAGAUUUAAAAGAGAUUGGGCACCACCUGAAAAAACUGGAAGGUCGCCGCCUGGAUUACGAUUAUAAAAAGAAAAGAGUAGGUAAAAUACCAGAUGAAGAAGUCAGACAAGCGGUAGAAAAAUUUGAAGAGUCAAAGGAGUUGGCUGAAAGAAGCAUGUUUAAUUUUUUAGAAAAUGAUGUAGAACAAGUCAGCCAGUUGGCCGUGUUCAUAGAGGCAGCAUUAGACUAUCACAAACAGUCCACAGAGAUUCUACAGGAGCUGCAGAGCAAGCUACAGAUGCGAAUAUCAGCUGCAUCCAGUGUCCCCAGACGAGAAUACAAGCCAAGGCCCGUGAAAAGGAGUUCUAGUGAGCUGAAUGGUGUUUCCACCACCUCUGUAGCAAAGACGACAGGUUCUAACAUUCCCGUGGACCAGCCUUGCUGUCGUGGUCUCUAUGACUUUGAGCCAGAGAACCAAGGGGAAUUAGGAUUUAAAGAAGGGGACAUCAUCACGCUAACCAAUCAGAUAGACGAAAACUGCUUACCUGUGAAUAGCCCAAUAAACAUGACACACUGUGUUGGCAGAAGGCCUUGGUUAUUUUUAACGCUGAAGUGUUGAAUUUUAAGCACAGUCUUUCAGCUGCAAACUCAUGCCCCAUGGCUGACCAAAGUGUCACAGCGCGGAUGCUUAGAUAACGGCUCCUGAUGGGAACCUUCACUUUCCUCCUGAUUCAGACAUGACACUCAUUCUCCUUCUAGUUGGGGGAUGGAAAGCCCCUCUAUCUACUUUCAAGUUUAUUUAUAAAAGACCCCAACUCAAGCUUCUGUUGCUGCCACAUUUUGGAUGGGUUUUUCGAGCAAGUUGUGUUAUGGAUGCUUAGGAAGUAGCAUGGUCAAGAGUUGGUUGAGUCCUCAGUAACGUGAGCACCCUGACCUUGCCUAUGGUAUGUACUUGUCACAUGCUUUGGCCCACUGGAGGCCACAACAAUCCUAUUAUGGGGAGGGCCAGCUAUUAUUUCUCAUUUAAAAAGAAGGAGGCUCAUUGACUGGCUUACCUAGAAUCAAACAGCAACAUACAAGCACACCUCAGAGUUAUUGCAGGUUCUGUCCUGGCUAUAAACGAAUAAACAAAACAAAUAUAUUGUAAUAAAACGAAUAUUGUAA